GCUCCUGCUGUCAGUCUCCCUGUCGUCCGCGCCCGUGACGGUCGUGUGUGCGCGCGCGCAGCCACCGAAACGCUGACACGUGCGUCGUACGCGUGUUUUUCUUUCUCGCGGGAGAGACGAGUCGACCUUGAAAAAGUACACCGGUGACGGCGAGCGAGAGAGAGAAAGAGAGAGAGACGCGACCGAGUGUACAGUGGCUUAUGUAAUCGCGGCCGGAGGCAGAAGCGCGAGGAGGAGACGAGGAAAAGCCAAGAGAGAGAAAGAAGGCGCGAGAUUUCGAGAAGAAUCUCGCGAGAGAGAGCUUUUUCUCGACCUUCCAGUCGCGCUUUCGAGAAUCGCGCGGGCAUACGGUAAGAGUUGCGAAAUAUAUAUCCCGAUAUCCGGAGAAAAAGAGAGGAAAGAGAAAGAAUUAGCUGUUGUAUAGUAAGAGAGAGAUAGAGAUAGAGAGAGAGAGAGAGAAUUCGUGUCACGUAUCCAAAAGCGGACGCGGGCUCGAAAAACAGGUCCAGAAAAUGGACUCGCCUGUCAUCGUGGACGCAGCAUCCAAAUUCGGACGGGAGAUCGAUCUGGACCGCUCGUUCCCCGGUUUUCCGUUCGACGACGAGACCGACGUGUUCGAACGUCGACGAGGCGACGGCAUCCGCGCGCACCUGGACGAUCUCGCGGCGCGACAUCCCGAGCUCGCCGAGCAUCUACGCGGCCCGCCCUGGCCGUUUGGCGGCUCCCUGCUGCGCGAUCGUCGCCAUCGGCGUCGCGACUCUGGUGGUAGCGCUAACGACGGACAACAACAUCAACAAUCGGGUCAGCAGCAUCAAGUGGACGAGGACGCGCGUAGCCAAGCGAGCGGUAGCAGCGCCGCGAGCGGCGCGAGCGCCGUUAGCUCGCACAGCGGCGGCGAGCCAGACCUGACGUCGUCGUCCGCGAUACCGCAAUACGGUCUGCGCAACACCGUGGACAUAGGCCAGCAGCAGCGGCGCCGCAACAUGGAGACGAGUCCGGAGAAGAGCGAGCGCGGUCAGCGCUCGAUGUCGGCACCACCGGAGAAUCGCCAACAGCAGCAGCAACAGCAACAACACGGCCAAGGUCAGCAGCAACAGUCGGUACCCGGCCAAGGACAGAGAUUCGUGUCCCGAGUGGACAUCACACCGCAGCACAAUCAACAACAGCGCGCCCAAUCGCCCGGCAAACCAUCUAGCAACGUCCGGCACAUCCCCAUUUUCGUGGAGGGUCGUGACGAACCUGUAAUGUCGAAGCUCACCGACGAUACGUCGCCGCCCGCGUUCCAUCAUCAGCAGCGGCAACCGUCGCCGCCGCACUUUCACAGACCGUCGCACUUUAAUGAACACUUUGGCAGACAACAGUGGCCACCGUCGCAUUUUCAAAACGCAUUCUACGAGCCGAGUUUUGAACAACCGCAGAUGCGACGGCAUCAGCAGCAAUAUCAGCAACCUCAGCAGUACCAGCAGCAACCGCAGCAUCAUCAACAGCAGCCGCAGUAUCAGCAGCAGCAACCGCAGCAGCAUCAGCAGCCUCAGUAUCAUCAACAGCAGCAGCAAGCUCAACAGCCACAGUAUCAGCAGCAGCAACAACAACAACAACAACAACAGCAACAGCAGCAGCAAGAAAUACCGAAGCCUAAGCCGCCGCCGGCCCCAAAGGAUCCUUUGGAGAAAGUCGCUCAGGUACAGAAAGAAGUAGAUAAUCUGGCAGAGCAGGUGCGACGUUACGUCGGUGGCUCUCGACAAGACAAGGAGUACAUUUAUUUGGACGAGAUGCUGACGCGUGAACUACUCAAGCUGGACGACAUCGAGACGGAAGGUCGGGAGAAUGUGCGGCAGGCGCGUAAGAAUGCUAUCAAGACCAUACAGGAUACCAUCAGCUUACUGGAAACGAAGGCACCACUCACCGGCCAACAGCAACCUGUUUUGCGAGAGGAAGAAGAAUGUCCCGAACAAAAGGACCAGCAGGAAGAAAAGGUCUCGCAAGUCCCUGAGCUUAUGGAUGUGGAUGUGAAGCAGGAGAAGCAGGCCAACGAACCGAUACCACUUCCGCCAGCGCCGUCAUCACCGACGAAGACGAAAGAGUCUUCGGAAAAUGAAAAUGCGGCAACAGCUGUCGAAUCCACGAAUCAGAAUGUCGCUCCCGCCGUUCAACAGGAUAUCAAGAUCAAUGAGAAAAAUGAGCAGAAAGUAGAAAAUCGUACAGCAGAAAAUAUAGAACAGGUUAAUGCACCGAUGGAACACGAGAAGGAAACGAGCAACGAAAAAGAUGGUGAUGCGACACAAAACAAGGAUACGACACCGAAACAGCAGACGGAGGAAACGAAGAAGGAAAAGAUGGAAUCGCCGGAGGUGCAAAAGAAGGCGAAAAAGACGAAGAAGAAGGAGCAGCAGCAGCAGCAGCAACAACCAGUGUCCGAGCAAGCAAUUCCGCUGCCACCGCCCUCGACGGAGGACACGAAGAAAUAGAGAGUGUGGGGAUAAGACUCGACGAGAAAAAGUUGUAAAAAUGAAAAUGAAGAUUGUUGAUGAAGUAGAGAAUUUCGUGCGUUCUUAAGGGACGACGGAAGAAUUUCGAAAGACAUCGAAUAAUCGCACCAUAAAGUGACUCGACAAUUACGUAAAGGCGUUGAACGCUAAGCGCGGCAGCUAUAUCUUUUCUUUUUUUCUUCUAAUUUUUUUUCCAAUGCCAACUAGGAUCAAACUAGUCGUGUGCGAGCCGUGCAAUGAACGAAUCUUGCGAGACGCUCGUCAUUGCCUUAGGAUUGAGGCCUUCUCUCUUUUAUAAAACGGAAUAAACGCGAGCAAACGGUACCGUAAGUUUGCGCGAAUAGUCGGCUUUCUUGCGGAAACGGUCUUCUCGAGACAACGCAGUGUUCUAAAAAUUAGACUGCGUCUGUAUUCCGUCUGUAUUUUUUCAAACAAGCAUCUAUAUAGAAGGAGAAAUCCCCGCAUAGAUAUGCACAAGCGAAUCUUUCUCUUCCGUCGAAAUGACAGUCUUUGUCGUUUUUCUAACUUAUUUAUCGUUUACGGACUGAUGAUGAACGAUUACGAGACGACGGGUCUGAUUUAUAUGAGAUGAACUCGAAAUCGCGCGCCAAAGUCGCAUAGUCGUUAGUCUCUCGUAUAGACUAAAAGAAACAAUCAAAAUCCCAGAGCACGUGACUUCGGAGACAUCUUAUAUAUAGAAAGAAAAAUGCGCGAGUAGUUUACUACUAAAUAGAGAAGCGCGCUAUAUACUCAUUCGUCGAGCAGACCAGAUUACAUCGUAGACAUUUAUUUAAAGUAAUUUACGUGCAAAACUCGCAAUCCUACAUAAAUAAGAUAUGUACAAUAUUUGCGAAUUUUUUAGAGCGUAAAAGAGAAUAGUAUUUUAAAUAAAAUAACACAUGUUCGAUAUGAAAAAAAAUUUUGACUUCCAUCCUGCAUAUUUUCCGCGCUUUCCGCACGUGUAGUGAAUGACAGAUUGGUCUGCUCAAUAAGUAUAUAACGGCAUUGAUAUAAUCGGUACAGUAUUACGUGGAAUGUACACGUAACGACGAUGAUACGUUAAUAUUGAUUUCUUAUUGUACGCCUAUUAAUGAUUUAAUAGGAUGCCUAUUAUUAAUUUAUUGUAUGUCUGUCUGCGAGAUAAUUUCUUGUUCGCGAGUUGUAUGUUUGUUGUUGACGCUAAUAAUAAUUGGCCGCAUAUCGCACGCGCAUUCAACGUGUCAUCACCACAACACAAAGUGUAUAUGAGGCGUAUAUGUACAUACUUUAGAGUCGUGAUGACAUUUUUUUCUUUCUAGAAUUGUACAGGACAGUUUCAUGCAAUACAUUGCACUUAAAAUAAUUGUAUCAUUCAUAUUUUAUUUUUGUUAAGAAUUUCAAAUUUUAACCAGGCUGUGGUUAAAAUCAUAUCUGUGUAAUUGAAAAGAAGAUAUUUACCAUUUCAAAGAUAUCUGGGAUGUUUCUUAAAUUGUUAAGAAAUUAACGAAAUGUACAUGUAAACAGUUUUUGAAUCUUGAAUUAUCAAAACCGCAAUUAAAUUUUAAUUUAUUUAUCACAUCAAAAUAGUGAAAAUUAUAAAGCGAUUAGAAUUAAAGACGAUGGCCAUGUAUCAUGUAUAUUUUCGCUUAGGAAAAUUUGGCUUUGAUCUUCGCAAAGAAUAUGCGAAGCUCGCUACACGAAUACUCCAGAUUUAACGUUUGUUUGAAAUUCUCAAAGUAUCAGAUACGCGAUGCUUGAGAAAAAUCAAUUUGAAAUGUCAGAGAUUCAAACCUCGUGUUCGAAGGCCUAUAUUUAUACAAGUAUAUUCUAAAAUUUUUUUAAAAAAUGUCUUUUUUACAGAGUAUAGAAGACGAUGUACAUUAUUCUUAAAAAUUUUCUCAAAAUUCACCAAUCGAUUUUUUAAUGAUAAAAUUUACCAUAAAUACAAUCAUAACUAGAUUAUUACAAAAAUGUAGAGUGAACUUAUAAUUAUGAUAUUUAAUCGUCAUUUUCGAUCAAAAUCAACAGUGUCCAGAUUUAAACUCGAAGCUCUCUUUCGAUUUCUCGUUCGUGAUGAUGACACUCUGUCUUCUGUUCUCUCCCUUGCAUCUGCACCGAUCCUACUUUCCAGGUAGACGGAAAUUUUGUAUAUUUUUCUGAUAUGUGAGAUGUGUGUGAGAGAAAGAAGCGCGCGUGACAAAGAUAGAUACGGCGAAAGUGUGUGACUAUUUUAUGAGAUUAAUCAGAAGAAAAGAGAAAAUACAAAGUCUACUCUAUAUCA
Molecule: messenger RNA, 4749 nt
Organism: Camponotus floridanus (Florida carpenter ant)
Lineage: Eukaryota; Metazoa; Arthropoda; Insecta; Hymenoptera; Formicidae
Gene: stv
Product: BAG domain-containing protein Samui
Exons: 3
Coding region: 513-2468 (651 amino acids)
Biological process (GO): protein stabilization
Cellular component (GO): cytoplasm; nucleus; cytosol
Molecular function (GO): protein-folding chaperone binding; adenyl-nucleotide exchange factor activity
Source: RefSeq, a predicted model, not a curated record